Messenger RNA from Sclerotinia sclerotiorum 1980 UF-70, 885 nucleotides. RefSeq lists its product as hypothetical. The record is from RefSeq and is a predicted model, not a curated record. Gene Ontology annotation, molecular function: 2-methoxy-6-polyprenyl-1,4-benzoquinol methyltransferase activity. NCBI's taxonomy places the organism in Eukaryota, Fungi, Ascomycota, Leotiomycetes, Helotiales, Sclerotiniaceae. The transcript has a single exon. Bases 1 to 885 code for a protein of 294 amino acids. Gene Ontology annotation, biological process: ubiquinone biosynthetic process.
AUGCCCCUCACAAUCUCCACGCCACUACUACAUCCCACAUCCUUCCGAAAUAUCAAUCUACUUUUCCGAACCGCACCUCGAUACAUCCAAAACCAAUUCCGAUGUCAAUCUACCACCUCUACUAGCAAUUCAUCCGUCAAUCCAGAUGAAGUCUCACAUUUCAAUGCCCUGGCUUCUACAUGGUGGGAUCCCCAUGGUUCUUCCCGAUUAUUACAUUUGAUGAAUCCGCUCCGUCAUGAUUUCAUCCGUACAUGUCAUGCCUCACAACCGGUAGCACCCGCAACUUCAGGACUGAGAUAUCUAGAUGUAGGAUGCGGCGGAGGAAUUUUCGCUGAGAGUGCUGCCCGAUUGCGAAGUUCCGGGAGUGUUACCGCGAUUGAUCCUUCGCCGGUAGUAUUAUCUGUUGCAAAAGCACACGCGAGGAAAGAUCCCGCUUUGGCGGGGAAAUUAACUUAUUUAAAUACGUCGAUUGAAGGGUUAUCAAUACCGAAAACGAAAGAGGAACAGUAUGAUGUUUUGUCUUUGUUUGAGGUUAUCGAACAUAUUACGUAUCCGUCGUCGUUUUUGGAUAAGUGUAUGCCGUUUGUGAAGCCGGGGGGUUGGAUUAUCAUGAGUACGAUGGCGAGGACGUGGACGAGUUGGUUGACGACUAAGGUAGUAGCGGAGGAUGUUAUGGGGAUUGUGCCGAGGGGAACUCAUGAUUGGUAUCAGUAUAUUAAUGAGGAGGAAUUGAGGGGACAUUUUUUGAGGGAGAGGGGUUGGAAUAGUCCGAUUGUUAGGGGGGUGGUUUAUGUGCCGGGUUUGGGGUGGAAGGUUGUGCCUGGGAGUGAGAAGGUGGGGAAUUAUUUCUUUGGGAUUAGGAGGGAUGAGGUUAGGAGGGUGUAA